UCUCUCUCUCUCUCUCUCUCUUACACACACACACAUCACCUUUAAAUUGCAAAACCAUGCCUCCCAAAUCACACCAACUCACCAAAAUUUUACACCUUCCUAAGUCUCUCUUGCCCCGCCACUUACUUACAUCUCUUGCUCUCUUACCCAUUAUUUAAAGCAUGUAUAGGAUUUCUGCUUCCUCCCACACAAACCUCCAAUCAAAUUAGAAAUAUAACUAAACCCUAAAUUAGUCAGUGGCUUCCUUUUGUUUUCCAAUGUUGUUAAUGUUGUUAAUGUUGUUAUUGGUUAGUUCCAUUUUGGUUUGCUAUGCUGGAAACUUGAACGGAGAUUUCGACAUUACAUGGGGAGAUGGCCGUGGAAAAAUACUCAACAACGGUCAGCUCCUAACCUUGUCACUCGACAGAGCCUCUGGCUCGGGCUUCCAAUCCAAGCACGAGUAUCUGUUUGGAAAAAUUGACAUGCAGAUCAAGCUUGUCCCUGGAAACUCUGCUGGCACUGUCACUACCUACUAUCUAUCAUCAAAAAGGUCAACAUGGGAUGAGAUCGAUUUGGAGUUCUUGGGGAAUCUGAGUGGUGAUCCUUACAUUCUUCACACCAAUAUAUAUACCCAAGGCAAAGGCGAUAGAGAGCAACAAUUCUACCUAUGGUUCGACCCCUCCUCUAAUUUUCAUACCUACUCUAUCCUCUGGAAUCCCCAGCGCAUCAUAUUAUCUGUUGAUGGCACACCCAUCAGAGAGUUCAAGAACCUAGAGGCAUCCAUUGGAGUUCCUUUCCCAAAGAGCCAACCAAUGAGGAUUUUCUCUAGCCUCUGGAAUGCUGAUGACUGGGCAACAAGAGGAGGGCUGGUCAAGACAGAUUGGUCACAAGCUCCAUUCACAGCCUCCUAUCGAAACUUCAACGCCGAUGCUUGUGUAUGGUCUUCUGGUGCAUCUUCUUGUAGCUCAUCAUCAUCUUCAACAUCAAGACCUACCAGUAAAUCGUGGCUCACAGAAGUUCUUGAUACCUCAAAGCAAGAGAGGCUCAAGUGGGUCCAAAAGAAUUACAUGAUCUAUAACUAUUGUACAGAUAUAAAGCGCUUCCCACAAGGCUUUCCUCCUGAAUGUAGAAUAAAACUCUAGAUGGAUGUAAUAAAAUAAGAGUUAUUUAAAUUAACACCUCUGUUUCACAUUGCUUUCAUAAAAACCCAUUCCAUUAAUUUUCCACUAAAA
Molecule: messenger RNA, 1211 nt
Organism: Prunus avium (sweet cherry)
Lineage: Eukaryota; Viridiplantae; Streptophyta; Magnoliopsida; Rosales; Rosaceae
Product: xyloglucan endotransglucosylase/hydrolase protein 22
Biological process (GO): xyloglucan metabolic process; cell wall biogenesis
Cellular component (GO): cell wall; apoplast
Molecular function (GO): xyloglucan:xyloglucosyl transferase activity; hydrolase activity, hydrolyzing O-glycosyl compounds
Source: RefSeq, a predicted model, not a curated record